AUGAGUAAUACGACGAGCCCUCAGCCGAACUGCACUGCCAGGGGAAAUGACGUUGUAAUAACAUUUCCCUUCCCCGAGACAUUCCCCUGCCCCUUCUGCAACGUAGGGGUGCCGUCCAACUGGAUCCGGUCGGCCGUGUACCAGCGGCACGAGGACCUUGGGAAGCAUUUGCGCAUCCACCAUCCCGGCGCAAAAAGAAAGUGGGUCUGCGGGGUGUGCUUCUUCACGGACGACAGUGUCUACGCACUGAAGAAAGUGAGGAAGCACCACGCAGACUCACAUAAAGGUAGUGCAGAGCCUCGUGCCGCUGGGGCGCGGCCGUCGGUCAGCACGAGUAGUAGCAGUAGGGACGGCGGCAGUGCACCCCCGGCUGAGGGUGAUUGCGCCGAGAAGCGACCCCAACCUGACGCGGCGCUAGCUGAGACGACCCAGAGGCCCUCCCCGUCCCCGUUGGAAACGGCAGGGACCACCACGCGUGGAGGCGCGCUCACGCGCGCCGCUAAAUCUACCCCAACCAACUCCCGGACCACCGUGGCGGCCAAAACUAGAACCGCGCCGAAGAAGAAGCCAGUAAUCACUUCAUCGGUGACGGGGAGAAACUUACUGACGAGCUGGGCCGUGAAAACGACAGCGACAAGGAAGAGCGGGACGCCGUCCAGCCCCGCUGAUGGACGACCUCCACCCACGGGGAGUCCCGCCACCCCGCCGACCGUGGACCUCACCACCCCACCAGCGGGGACCGGCGCCGCUAAGAGGACCAGCGGCGGGCCAGCGUCAAUGAGGAGGCCAAGCGGGGGGGUAACUCCCACCUUAACCCCCCCACUAAAAGAGAAGGAAAAGAGCCCGGGGUCAAAGAGAAGGAGUACCCGGGCGACUACGGAGCCUCCUCAACCUGGCCCGCCCCGACGAACCACCACCACCACCACGACCAGGAAGGUGUCCCCCGCCGUCACCUACGCGGAGGUAACCAGGGGCACGUCGACCGUCACCACCACCAUGACCACCAGGAGAAUGGCACGGGCAACCUCCCUCCCGCCCGUGCCGAGGCAAGAGGAAGCCAGGGGCGCGUCCACCACCUUAGCGCCCCCCACCAGACCAGUGACGGCGACGUGCACCUUUGCGACGGCGGGGACACUGACCCUGACGACGACCUCGGUGUAUAGCAAACCGGUGGCCGUCGUCACCGUCGCGUCAAGAAGGAGCGGGGGGGGAACCUCGCCGAGGGGGCACAAGAAGAGGAUCCAGCAGGACACGGUGCUCCUGGAGUCCGCGCCGACGACCAGGGCGCGGGCUGCCAGGGCAACCACGGAGCCCCCUCGGACCCCCCCCAGGACAAGGAACCAGGGAAAGAGGAGCCCGCCAACGGGAUGUGCGACGGUGAGCGACAUGGCCACCCAGAAGACGCCGGAGGAGCGCCCUGUAACGAGAAGGAGUACCCGGGCGAAGACUCUGUCGCCCGGGUCGACACUAGUGAAGAUGAUGAAGGGGGACGGACCUUCCACCCUACCGUCCCCCAUUACAGGGCGCACCGGGAGAAGGAAUCUUCUCCCUGCUAUAGCCGAGGCGUCGCCAGCUAUACCAGCGGCGCCGGUGGAGGCACCGAAGAGUAGAGGAGGAGGAGGAAGAAGAAGAGAAGUAGAUGAAGAGGAGGAGGAUUGGCGGGACGUCACGCCGCGGAACAUGAGGAGAAGGGCUGGGCGGCAACAAGAGGAGGGAGCAUUGACGACCCCGUCACCGAAGACGCCGGCGCGGCAGCCACGGCAGCAACAACAAGUGCAACACGAAGAGGAAGUGGUCCGGGGGCCACGCGUGGUUAAGUGA
Osmia lignaria (orchard mason bee) is the source of this 1821-nucleotide messenger RNA. The record is from RefSeq and is a predicted model, not a curated record. NCBI's taxonomy places the organism in Eukaryota, Metazoa, Arthropoda, Insecta, Hymenoptera, Megachilidae.